Molecule: messenger RNA, 3591 nt
Organism: Phacochoerus africanus (Common warthog)
Lineage: Eukaryota; Metazoa; Chordata; Mammalia; Artiodactyla; Suidae
Gene: SAMD8
Product: sterile alpha motif domain containing 8
Exons: 6
Coding region: 43-1479 (478 amino acids)
Biological process (GO): ceramide biosynthetic process
Cellular component (GO): Golgi membrane; endoplasmic reticulum membrane
Molecular function (GO): protein binding; ceramide cholinephosphotransferase activity; sphingomyelin synthase activity
Source: RefSeq, a predicted model, not a curated record
AUUCGAGCGGCUGCCGGCGCGGCUGAGAGGUGGGCCGGAGCGAUGCCAGCGCGCAGCCGCUACCGCCCCCGCCUCCACUCCGGCUCCCCUCCCCGAGCCCCGCCCCCGCCGCUCCAGGCGUUUCACUCCGGCGAGGCCCGGAGGGCGCCGGACUCCGACAACGGCUCGUACGCUGACUCGGAGGUGGGUCCGGAGAACCUGACUCGGGCCGCGGAGGCAGUGGAAGAGGAAAUGGCUGGUCCUAAUCAACUCUGCAUUCGCCGCUGGACUACCAAGCAUGUUGCUGUUUGGCUGAAGGAUGAAGGCUUUUUUGAAUAUGUGGACAUUUUAUGCAACAAACACCGACUUGACGGAAUCACAUUGCUAACAUUGACUGAAUAUGAUCUCCGGUCUCCUCCUCUGGAAAUCAAAGUCUUGGGGGACAUUAAAAGGUUAAUGCUCUCAGUUCGAAAACUGCAGAAAAUACAUAUUGAUGUUUUAGAAGAGAUGGGAUACAACAGUGACAGCCCCAUGAGUUCCAUGACUCCUUUCAUCAGUGUUCUUCAGAAUGCAGAGUGGCUCUGUAAUGGGGAGCCUUCACAUGACUGUGAUGGACCCAUCACUGAUUUGAAUUCUGAUCAAUACCAGUAUGUGAAUGGCAAAAACAAACAUUCUAUUCGAAGAUUGGACCCAGAGUAUUGGAAAACCAUAUUGAGUUGUAUAUAUGUUUUUAUAGUAUUUGGAUUUACAUCUUUCAUAAUGGUGAUAGUCCACGAGCGAGUGCCUGACAUGCAGACCUAUCCACCACUCCCAGAUAUAUUCUUAGACAGCGUUCCCAGAAUUCCUUGGGCCUUUGCCAUGACAGAAGUAUGUGGCAUGAUUCUGUGCUAUAUUUGGCUCCUGGUUCUUCUUCUUCACAAGCACAGGUCAAUACUUCUGCGAAGGCUUUGUAGUCUGAUGGGCACUGUAUUCUUGCUUCGCUGCUUUACCAUGUUUGUGACCUCCCUCUCCGUGCCAGGACAGCACCUGCAGUGUACUGGAAAGAUAUAUGGCAGUGUAUGGGAGAAACUACACCGGGCCUUUGCCAUUUGGAGUGGCUUUGGUAUGACCCUAACUGGCGUUCAUACUUGUGGAGAUUACAUGUUCAGUGGCCACACAGUCGUCCUAACUAUGCUGAAUUUCUUUGUCACUGAAUAUACACCAAGAAGCUGGAAUUUCUUGCAUACUUUAUCCUGGGUUCUCAACCUCUUUGGAAUCUUCUUCAUUUUGGCUGCCCAUGAACAUUAUUCCAUUGAUGUGUUUAUUGCUUUUUAUAUUACGACAAGACUCUUUUUGUACUACCAUACACUAGCCAAUACCAGAGCAUAUCAGCAGAGUAGGAGAGCAAGAAUUUGGUUUCCCAUGUUUUCUUUUUUUGAAUGCAAUGUUAAUGGUACAGUACCAAAUGAAUAUUGUUGGCCAUUUUCAAAACCAGCAAUAAUGAAAAGACUAAUUGGAUGAAGACCAAUGGAUUCAUGUCUAUAUACAGUCCUUGUUGAAAGUGACUUUUCCUUUUCCCCCUAGGUUGUUCCUGGAUGUCUUGCUUUUGGCCUAUAUGUUUGACAAAGUAAAGUUCCCUGUUCUGAGCAAGGCAGUGAAUGUAGAAAGCAAGAAAGAACAAUCAAGGGGCCUUACCAGUCUGUUUGAACAGAAAGCUUAAGUAGAUGUUUUCUGCCCACUUUAGGCAGAUUUAAUGUUGUGAUUAAGUCAGGCUCUUAUCUUUAUCUAUUGAGUAUUUGCCUGUAGAACUUAAAUGAACUUAAACCAUUGGCUGGUUGAAAGAUUUUUUUAUUUAAUUUCCAGUAGGACUCUAGUCAAAAAAUUAUCUUCAGAGAAAAAUUCUUACCAAGUGAGCAGUCUUCUUCUUUGAACUAAUCUCUGUGGAUUUUUUUUUUUUUUAUGCAACUCUGGAAAGUGAUCCAUUUCACUAACAAAUUAAUUUUUGCCUUCUGAACCAUCUUUAAGAAAAGUAUACUGAAUAUACCAGGAUGCAUGAAACAAGGAGAAUAAAAGGGGCCAUACAUGAGAUGUCAAAGUAUCAGUAUAGUAUUGGCAUUUUUCACCAAAGAUGUAACAAAAGAUGCAAUUCCUGUUUUGUUCUGAAGGUUCAGCAUGACCAUCAGUAAGUAUUCAUGAAGAAAAAAUGGCUGCAUCCAUAAAUAAAAAUAAAAUUGGCUUAAUUUUAUUGAUUUAAGUACCUGGAAUAACUUUGUGCUAUAGCUGUUAGUGAGACAGAUGACAGCCCAAUUUUAUGCUUUUUAAUGAUAUUAUUUAAUGAGAAAAAUAGUGGAGUGUUUUAUCAGAUAAAGUUCUUCUGUUCUUAAGUAGGGAGGUAUGCAUGCAAAGAAUUUUUCUCGUUCUGAAAUUUAUAACAGGUUGCAGGUGUAAUGUAACUUUUUGGUUUUUGAAAUUUCUCAUUCUUGGCCAUCAGAAGCAAGCAGUCUCAGACAUAUUCAGAUAUGAAAAAGUUUUGUUUUUUAUUUUAAAAUAUAGUUAUGUACAUACAUUCUUUAGUCUUAAUUUGGCAGUCAGGAAGUAAUAUAACUUAGUUGCUGUUUACAACACUAGUAAGUAAUUUGACCUCUGUGAUAACAUUUGUCACUUUACUUUUAAUGAUUUUAUUUUAACAGUAGUUCUGACAGUGGUUAUGGAAUUGAAAUUUGAACUCCAACUGAUGAGCUUAGCCACUUGGAAUAUGAAUUGUGUAGUUUUUACAUUCCAUUUUAAAACAAGGAGAUAGAAAAGGUGCUGGUAUAUUGAGGUCUAAAAUUAGGCCACUUAGCAGAAACUUGCUCCUUACGUGGGUGAAAUAUUUUAUUUUUGCACUUUGAAUCAUAUUCCCACUCUGUAUAAGCUAUAGAGGAACCUGAAUGGAUUGGGCCAGAAGCAGAUAUUAUAUAAACAAGUUUCAACUAAUGUUGAGUGACCCUGAUUUAGGUCUACUCUGAACAUUUCUUUUUAUUUUCACUUGAGAAAUGGCACAAGGCAAUUCAAGUUUUAUUAUGCUUUUAAAUCAUAUACUUCAGAAUCUUAGAAUGUCUUAAAUUAUUGAUUCUGUUAUAUGCUGGGGAUGAAAAUGCCAGCAGUUCAUCAAAGGAAAUUGCAUAAUCAUUGGAGGUUGAGGGAUGUUCCUUGUGCCAAUUAGAGUAGUUUGACCCUUGAGGUCAACAGAUGUGUAACUCUCACUUUUUCCAAAUGACAGAACAGGGCUGAAUUUAGUUAGGGACUGGUGUUGGCUUUUGGAAAAAUGGUUGAAAAAAAUCUGUGGCAAUAUUAAUUCAGGAAUGUUGAGUAGGGAGUUCCCAUUGUGGCUCAGUGGGUUAGGGACCUGACAUCUUUGUGAGGAUACAGGUUUGAUCCCUGGCCUCACUCAGUGGGUUAAGGAUCCAGCAUUGCCACAAGCUGCGGCAUAAAUCACUGAUGUGGCUUGAAUCAGGUGUGGCCGUGUCUUUGGGAUAGGUGGCAGCUACAGCUCCAAUUCAACCCCUGACCCAGGAACUUCUAUAUGCCACAGAUGUGGCCGUAAAAAGAAAAAAAAAAUGUUGAAUAGCUGCUAAAUGGUUAACUGCCUAA